Chelmon rostratus (copperband butterflyfish) is the source of this 558-nucleotide messenger RNA. It is a transcript of the gene mrpl52, whose product is annotated as mitochondrial ribosomal protein L52. The transcript has 5 exons. Gene Ontology annotation, biological process: mitochondrial translation. Lineage: Eukaryota; Metazoa; Chordata; Actinopteri; Chaetodontiformes; Chaetodontidae. Bases 2 to 391 code for a protein of 129 amino acids. The record is from RefSeq and is a predicted model, not a curated record. Gene Ontology annotation, molecular function: structural constituent of ribosome. Gene Ontology annotation, cellular component: mitochondrial large ribosomal subunit.
CAUGGCGGCCCCCGUGAGGACGUUGUGCUGUUCAGCAUUGAGACUCUCCAGCAGGCAGUUCAGCAUGACGUGUGGAGUACAAGCUGGAGAGAAAUGGAGGAAAGAACAUGGACUUGCCCGAAGCGGCACAGAAUAUGGCCCUCUGACAGAUCUGCCUGAUUGGUCGUAUGCAGAUGGAAGACCAGCACCUCCAAUGAAGGGACAGCUGAGGAGAAAGCAAGAGAGGGAGGAUUUAGCUAGACGUAUCGUGAUGCUGAGCUCGGAGAUGGACAGAGGAAUGGAAGUGUGGAGUGAAAAACAGGAGGCGGCCAAAAGAAUAGAGGAGCACAAAAAGUCCCUGUUACUCAAACCUAAAGGAAAGCUGCUAUUUAAGAAAAAAUCUCAGAGUUAGAAACAGAUUAUCAUUCUAAUCAUGUUGCGAUAUCCUUAUUUUGAAGAAUACGUUGAUAGCCAGCGUAUUCAGUACAUAUUUAAGAGGACUUGUGGGUUUUCUCAUGCUUUACAAUUUGUGUUUUUCACUUUUCAUGGAUUUCUGCAAUAAAUGUUUGUUCCAUUUCA